AUGGAGAUGGAGGAAGGCGGCAAUUUCAUGCAUCAUUGCAACAACGUUUUCAACACCAGCGCCAAGCUCAGCAGUAUCGGCGCCAAGAUGGAGGAUGAGGACAUGGAGAUCUGCUUGUUGUGCAGUCUCCCCAAGAGCUAUGAGAACGUUGCUCUCAACUUGAGACGAGCAGCGCAGAACUGCGGUCGCAAGACGUCGUGA
Peronospora matthiolae is the source of this 201-nucleotide messenger RNA. NCBI's taxonomy places the organism in Eukaryota, Oomycota, Peronosporomycetes, Peronosporales, Peronosporaceae. The record is from the annotation of a GenBank genome assembly.